GCAAUUAAAUCAGGGUACACAGGUAUCCCAGGAGUUACCUGCCUUAGUAUGAUUUGUUUACAAAUGGAUGACAGAAUACGACUCUAAGUGUCAACAAUUACCUGCUGAUCAUCUACAAGAUAAACAAUGUCUUACAGAGUAGGAUAUACACUUUCUAGCACGCCAUCUACACAGACGAUGAGGACGUCAUUCCAGCGUGAUCGAGUUGCACCGAUUAUGUCAAUGAAUAGAAUUGCACAGUUAGCUUGUGAAAGGUUUCUUGUGCUAAUGAACGAAACACUCCUCAUCAAAGAACAUCGCUUGUCUAAUAUGAGCCAAGUACUUAAAUACCUCAACGGCAUGCACGAAGAUGUUGGUAUGUCAGGCGACAGAGGUGACUUCUAUCGGAGAAAACUUGCAGAACAGAUAUUUUUGAAAUUUGGAAUAUCCGGUGUAAAUCAUACAAAUGUGAUAGUUCUAGUAGAAUCAGCAAUCAGUUUGGAGAGAGCAACAAGGCAGCUAAUGAGUGAAGGAGGUCUGACUAGAGAUGCACCACCAAUAGAUAUUGAUGAAACCAUUCUGGACAUUCUUGCAAGACUUGCAGACAUGUUUUAAUGACGCAGUAACAACAAUCAUUCCUUGCAAUACAAAUAGCAUUUAUGUCAGGCCAAAAAUAAAAUUUAAAUUGUUUGAUGUUGCCUACCUACCCACCAAACAAAGCUGCAUACCCGAAAAGUUUUAUGACACAAAUUGUUUCAAUUUUUUGUUUAAAGAUUUGUUCUGCUCUAACCUCGUUUUCUAGUCCAAAACAUGUAACUUAAGUUGUUGGCCAAAGAAAAAAAAUCCCUACGUACUUUCCUAACCCUACAAGGCAUGCGUAGGUAACAUCAAACAAAGAAAUCUUUAUGGGUGGCCUAAUGUAUCAUUGACUCUAACAUGUUUAUGGGUUUUUAUGUCAUCUAAUUGUUUAAAACAACAAAGAAAGUAGUAAUAAGAUGAAUUUGCUUUACAAAUCGGAUUUUUUUAGUUUGCUGUGAAAGUUCAUUGGUAUCUUACAGAAAACAUAUUUUUGAACAAUGUGUCAUAUUUUGUCCAAAACAUAAGUACGAUAGCAAUAUAUUAAUUUUUUACAUGGAACGGACGCAAAGUGUAAGUUAACCCGGUCAGCUUUUCUAUUUUGUAAAACUAAUUGAUCAGUGAAAAAAAAUCUUAAGAAAUUCUUGUUUGGUUAUCUUAAUUGGAAAUGUUAUAAUUUGUUAAUUAUUUGUGGAUAUUUGAAAGUAACAUUUUUAUACUGAAAUGAUAUUUUUGAAUAUUCAAGAAACCUUUUAAAGCUUUAAUAUUGAAUAUUUAAUAGAAAUAAAGUUCAGAAGAAAAAUUGUUUUUUUUCCUGUUCACAUAAAUCACGUUAUAUAUGUAUUUUUAUGUAUCAUUGUUGUCAUGUUUCUUUUAAUGAAAUAAUUUUAUGAUCGA
Molecule: messenger RNA, 1452 nt
Organism: Mytilus californianus (California mussel)
Lineage: Eukaryota; Metazoa; Mollusca; Bivalvia; Mytilida; Mytilidae
Exons: 3
Coding region: 127-594 (155 amino acids)
Source: RefSeq, a predicted model, not a curated record